Symbiodinium sp. CCMP2592 is the source of this 735-nucleotide messenger RNA. The record is from the annotation of a GenBank genome assembly. NCBI's taxonomy places the organism in Eukaryota, Dinophyceae, Suessiales, Symbiodiniaceae.
AUGGCCCUCACAGGAUUUUUGCUUUUCGCUUGGCUCCAGUUCGUCGCCGCCAAUGAGCCUUCUUUGAGAGGGGCGCGCCAUUUGGGCGACGCCUCCCCGGCCCACGCUGGCUGCUUCGUGCGGAAGGGCAACCAGAUGCUGGUUGUUAAGCUGACGUAUGGCGGCCGGAAGUAUGACAUCCCUGGAGGGCAGACGAACUGGCGCGAGCCCGCCUCGCGCACAGCUGAGCGAGAGACCUGGGAGGAGUCGGGCUACCGUGUCAACGCAGGCGGUCGUCUCGCGACUGUGCGGAACAACUUCCGCAUCUACGAGUGCUACUUGCAGAACGACCACCCGGGCAAGGGCCACGACCACGAGAUCUCCGAGGUCCGCUGGAUGAAUGCAGAUGAAGUUCGAAGGGAGAUGAAUCGUGGCAUGUGGCGCUUUCAGAGAUCACAGGCCUACCUCUACCUGCGCUGGCUUGGACAUUCCGACAAGUCAGGCAGCGUGGAAACGGUGGUGAAGAACAGCACAGCGGGUCCCGAGCAGUCGGUUCUGGCGGCCGCCCCGGUCUUCCCUCGGACCCCCGGGGCCGACCCAGGCCUGGUCCAGGGAAAUUCGACACAGACCAAUUCAGUGACAUCACUGGUUCCCACAGCUGGAAAUGCCACGAACUCCGCGCCCCGCGCUCAUGAAGAUGACAGGGAAGUAGCGGAGACGUCCGGAGCUGGCCCACGACGGCUGGUUCUUGUAUAG